Messenger RNA from Papaver somniferum (opium poppy), 1800 nucleotides. RefSeq names its product S-adenosylmethionine decarboxylase proenzyme-like. The coding region runs from base 212 to 1489 and encodes 425 amino acids. The transcript has 4 exons. Lineage: Eukaryota; Viridiplantae; Streptophyta; Magnoliopsida; Ranunculales; Papaveraceae. Gene Ontology annotation, biological process: spermidine biosynthetic process; spermine biosynthetic process. Gene Ontology annotation, molecular function: adenosylmethionine decarboxylase activity. Gene Ontology annotation, cellular component: cytosol. The record is from RefSeq and is a predicted model, not a curated record.
UCGUUCUCAUCCAUCCAUCCAUCAAAACAACAAAAAAAACCCAAGUUCUCUUUUCCAUAAAUUAUUGUUCUCUCUACCCGUCUCAAUUUUCCCCAACUCUGGUUUACGUUCCAAGAUCAAAGCAAAAGAAAUAUCAAAGUGAAGGCAAACCGGAGUCAUCUUGAACCAGUUACUUCCUCUAAAAUAUAUUUGAAUCAUCGUGAAUGUUUUAAUGGAGUCGAAAGGUGGUAAAAAGUCUAGUAGUAGUAGUAGUUCUUUACAAUACGAAGCACCCCUCGGAUACUGCAUUGAAGACAUUCGACCAAACGGAGGAAUUGAAAAGUUCAGAUCUGCUGCAUACUCAAACUGCGUGAGGAAACCAUCCUACGCUAACCCACCAUCUCCAAUUGGUUUCGAAGGAUUUGAAAAACGUCUUGAGAUAACUUUCUCUGAAGCUCCAAUUUUUGUUGAUCCACAAGGACUCGGUCUCCGAGCCUUGACUCGUCCUCAGAUUGAUACAAUCCUUGAUGCUGCUAAGUGCACUAUUGUCGAUCAACUAUCUAACUCAGAGUUUGACUCGUAUGUUCUUUCUGAGUCGAGUCUUUUUAUCUACCCACUGAAGAUGAUCAUCAAAACUUGUGGAACUACUAAACUUCUGCUGGCGAUUCCACCGAUUCUUCAACUCGCUGAGUCACUCAGUCUAUCUGUAUUUUCAGUCAAAUACUCUCGAGGAAGUUUCAUUUUCCCUGGUGCCCAGCCUGCUCCUCACCGUAACUUUUCUGAAGAAGUAGCUGUUCUUAAUGGGUAUUUUGGUGAUUUAACAUCUGGUGGACUCGCUUAUGUUCUCGGCGAUCCAAUGGUUCCAGACCGUAAGUGGCAUAUCUACUCAGCUUCUCAUGACGUUGAAGAAGAAGAAGAAAAAACUAAAGAGUCCCCAGUAGUCACCCUUGAAAUGUGCAUGACUGGGUUGAACAAAGAAUGUGCCUCUGUGUUCUUCAAGAAGUCCGCUGAUUACACUGCCAAAGAAAUGACUAAUUUGUCUGGGAUUAGUGAAAUUUUACCUGAAUCCAAGAUCUGUGAUUUUGAUUUCGAUCCUUGUGGGUAUUCGAUGAACGCCAUUGAUGGAUCAGGAUUAUCGACCAUUCAUGUGACACCCGAAGAUGGUUUUAGUUACGCCAGCUAUGAAGCAAUGCGAUUUGACACCUCUCUAGUUGAGUUCAAACCAUUGAUCAAGAGAGUUCUGAAAUGUUUCGGUCCAUCUGAGUUCUCUAUUGCUGUCACUUGUGACGGUGGUGUCGACACCUGGGGCCAAGAAGAUGCGGUAGAUGGAUACUCAUGCGAGAGUUCAGUGAAGCAAGAGUUGGCUGGUGGUACGUCUGUUGUGUACCGUUGCUUCAAAGCUGCCGAGAAAGAACGUGUUAUUUCCGCUCCAAUCAAGUCAUUCAUGUACUGCUGGGAAGAUAUCAAAGCUGUGGAGGAAAUAGAGAGCUGUGCUGUUUCUGUGGUAUAGGGUUUUGCUAUUGCUGAAGCAGCCCUAGUUUGUGUCUUAAAAAAAAUUCAAAGUCAGUCAAAGUUAGUGGCGAGUCAAGUCAAGAAAUCUGUAUUGUCUUUGUCAGUGUGAGGAGGGUGAUCUAGUAAUUCUUCCUAUUAUGGAAGGGUCGUUCCUUCUUGGGGUCUUUGUUAUUUGUUUGUGUGUGGAGUCUAUCUAGUUAAUGUUGGAUCUGGCGCUGUUUUGUCUCUAUGGCAAGACAAGUGUUUGUUUUCCUCAUUACUAUUAUAAUAAUAAAUAAAAGUGGCUUUGAGUACGAGUUUUAAUUAAAA